AUACAAGUGUUCUUUGAUUAUGACGUUGAUCAUUCUUUGACAAAUGACGUAAAUUCGAUAUAGAAUUUUGUUUACAAUUUACAUAUUAUGUUUACCAUUUACUUAUGAUAAAGGAAUGAAAUUUAGAUUUUUUUAUUAAAAAAACCCCCAGUUGAAUCGAUUUUAGGUAUAUUAAAGAUUUCAUAUUGAAUACAAAAUGUAUAUUUUUUAUUAAUGAACUGUUAUAGAAACAUAGGUGAUUGAAGUAAUAAGGCCGUUAGUCAUAAGACAUUAACAUGUCUGUAAUAGUGGUUGCUGUUGCCUCAGAGAGUGGUGUUCCAAUAUUUUCAAGAAAACGCGGUAGUAAUGAAAAUAUUCAAUUUUCUACUAUAGCGUCACUUCAUGGGAUAAAUAUGUUCACAAAAUGUCACAACCUCUCUUUAAUUAAUACACACCUUGAUAAUGGAACAAUAAUUUGGAAGGAAUAUUGUAAAAGUAUUACUUUAAUAGGAAUAGCUACGGGUGGACUACAAUGUGACCUUGAAAAUCUAUUGGCCUGUAUACAUGAUGUAAUGAUAUUUUGUAUUGGCAAAAAAGAGUUGGAAAAUUUAAAAAAUGUUGACCAAAUCAAAAGAGACUUGAGGCAGUGUUAUCCAAUUCUAGAUUACUUGUUGGAAUCUUUAGAUCCAAAUUCAUUGCCACAGUCCACAAUCAUCCUAGAUUAUAUUCAAAGUCUUCUUUGUCCUCAGGCUCAACAGUUGCAGGAAGUUUUGGACAACUAUGCGCAGACUGUAACAGGAAGGUGGGCUUGUCUUAGCAUUCACGGUCAUUUGGUUGCCACAAGUUCUGACUUCUCUGAGUUAGAUGCAAGAGAAGCCAAAUUACUCUUAUUAUUAGCAGCGGCUCAAGAUGGAGCCCCAUUAAGAGAUACCUUGGUGUAUUUGCCACAAAUGAGUCCAAAUGUAGCAUUCCGGGCUGUAACAUGCAAACUUUUAGCAGAUGUCUAUGUGCUAGUUAUCUGUGGAGCGACUCCUCCGCUGUCAGAAAUAGAUGAAAUAGUCCUUCGAUGUUGGGAAGGGUAUGCACAAACUAUAAAGGAGGCAAAACUGACCUAUCCCAGGAACUUUCCUACCAGUUUCACAUUUGAUCCAGCUUUGCUAGGUGUAUUAGUGAUAAACGUUACUAAGAGACGCUGCGUAUUUUCACGUCAUUUACAUGGAUCUAAUCAGAAGAGCCGAAGCAUGUCAAAUGUCCACAGGAUUGAUAUACUAAGAACAUUUUUUGUAACAUCGGUAAAAGAUUUAGUACCAGAAUUCAGAAGUAAUGAGAGUGAAGAAACAGAUGUCUGCCAAAGUAUUUUAAGCGAAACAUUCUGGUGUUCUGAAUACCACAAAUGUCAUAUGCAGAGGUCUGGAAAUAUAUUAUGUUGCGGGCUUUAUUCCCCGACUGUUCCUACACACACUAUGAGGUUGAUGACAAGUAAUUUGCUACAGGAUUUGCUCUCAAACAAAGAAAUCUAUUGGUAAUAUAAUCUUAUAAGAUAACAAACGCUGUUCCGUCCAUGUUUUCUAUGCAUUUGAAAUAAAAGAUUUAUCCGUGGUA
Messenger RNA from Danaus plexippus (monarch butterfly), 1581 nucleotides. RefSeq names its product protein fuzzy homolog (gene fy). The coding region runs from base 276 to 1505 and encodes 409 amino acids. The transcript has 9 exons. NCBI's taxonomy places the organism in Eukaryota, Metazoa, Arthropoda, Insecta, Lepidoptera, Nymphalidae. The record is from RefSeq and is a predicted model, not a curated record. Gene Ontology annotation, biological process: vesicle-mediated transport; non-motile cilium assembly.